ACAAGAUUUUAUUAUCAAUAAAUAUUAUCAACAAAUCAUUUUGAAAAAAAAGUUAAAUCAAACUUCUCUUGUUUGUUUAAAUUGGACGCUAAAAAGUAAAUUGAAAAAUACGAGGACUGUUGUGUAAAAAAUAGGAAACCCAGGGUGAAUAUGUAAUUCAAGAAGGGCUCCGUGCCACUGCCAUCAGUUUUGCUUAUCAUGUUAUCUCCAACAUUUUGACCAUUUUGUACUCGUUUCUUGUAGCACAGAACUGAAAAUGGAGAUUGCCAAGCCAGUUAACAAUGGAGUUCGGCUUUUCAAAUGUAAUUUCCCUUCAACGCACCACCCUCUUGCACCAUCUUUUCAAGUGAUUUUGGUGGGCGCGGAUGAGAAUUUGAACCCUGUUUGCCCUAAAAUUCUGAAAAUGGUGAGGCAUCGUGGGAAUGCAAUUAAGGUAAAGAUUUCAUCUUAUCUUGCUUGUCCAUCAUCCCAUCUGCCCAAACUGCUUGUUGUCGAUGAUUAUGAGGGUGAGGGAGGGGGACACAGAUUUUGUUCGGAUGUAAGGACUAGAACUCAAGUGAAUGUCAUUUUGUUGUGAUUUGAUUAUCAAUAGAAUGUUGAGUUUGCCUCGAGUUUUGGAGGGUAACAAUAGAUUUUGUAGUCUUUUGUUAUGGUGCCAGAGUGCCUAGGCAACCAGGCCCUUCUUUUGGACUCUUACCCAUGUUCGGAGUAUUGUUAUUAUUCUCUAUUUACCUUUUCUAGUCCUUAUGAUUGUAGAACGUACAACUGGGGUAGUCCUCCCUUUCCCAAACCUCUUUUUGUCUUUCCCGAGAUUUGAACUUGAGCUGUCUCCUAGAAGAAAUAUUCUCUUUUUACAUUCUUUUAGUUAAGAUUGUAUGUUGAGAGAUUGGGUGUAGUCCAUACUAGAGUGUAUAAGGUGAAAUUUGAUUACUUGUAUAAUCUCUUUGAUCAUGGUAAAGUUCCUUGAUGGUUGCCAUGAAUGAGCGCUGGUCUAUUUACCAAAACGGUUAAAUUUCUUGUUUGUAAUAGGAGCUUAGAGAACUAAGAGAAGGAAGUGCAAGUUGGGGAUGCAUCAUGCAUGGUGAGCAGGGGAGCAUCCCAGAGUAGUUUAGUUUAAAGAAUACUUAUUCUUGUCAUUGCCUUUCGAUCUUACUUUAUUUGUCUUGCACCAGACUGGUGCAAUAAGGAGAAGAAGGGCAUAUUCAGGGACCGACACUUAUGUUCUACUUGAACCUGGUAAAGACGAGAAGUUUGUUUCCAAAGAAGAAUUGAAGGCCAAUUUGAAGAGCUGGCUUGAAAGUUGGCCGGGAAAGGCGCUUCCACCUGACCUUGCAAGAUUUGUAUCCAUCGAUGAUGCUGUAUCUUACCUGGUUAGUUCUGUUUGUGAACUUGAAAUAGAUGGUGAUGUUGGUUCAAUACAAUGGUAUGAGGUUAGACUGGAAUGAGUUGAGGGAGCAGGAAUGAGCCCUGAACCUUCAUUCUUCAAACAUUGUACCAUAUACCAAGCUUUCGGAUUUCUUAAGAUUACAACUUUGGUCAA
Molecule: messenger RNA, 1540 nt
Organism: Rubroshorea leprosula
Lineage: Eukaryota; Viridiplantae; Streptophyta; Magnoliopsida; Malvales; Dipterocarpaceae
Source: the annotation of a GenBank genome assembly